CAAUGCGUCACUCACCAAUUGGUCCGUUCUGUUCAACAGUAAGACCUGACCUACAUUGCCACGACAGUUACAUCAGGAUAAAUAACCUGUGUACGAAGGUGAAAGACAAAUGAAUGAACACAGUCGAAACAAGGAUAGCAGGAUUGUAGUCAAAUUUCCCGCACUUGCGAAGAAACUAUGGAACAGCACCCAGCGUAAAAACAAGUCUUGGGCAAAGGAAGCGUGUACGCCGUGCAGUGUGCUGCUUUUAAAUUUAGACACAUCGCUGAAAGCAAAGUCGUUCCAAGAACUAGAGAAGCAAUGGGCUGUAUGUAUGAAAAAAUGCCUUAAACGGCGCGUCUCUAAAAACUCCAAAAUUAUUGAUAGCUGUCAUUUGUCAAAAACAGACAGGGAAGAAAAUUCCCCUCCUGACAUAAAAGGAUACGAAACUAUGAUAAAAAAAGAACCUCCGUCACCCCAACCCAACCAAACGGACAUCAUUUCAGCGGACAAGAACUCUCUCUCUCAGCUUCUAUCAAAGGGCAGACAAAUAAAUACAUGUAAAUGGGAUCCCAAUGAACAAAGAACAGUGAAGGUCAAAGUAGAACCAGGGGAGCCUGGUUAUAAGGACGCCGUUUAUAAAUUCAGAGAGAACAGACGACGAGGUGUUAACAGAGACUUUGUCAUCAAAGAUUCAGCAGAAAAAUUGUCUCAAGACGCGCCAACACAACCUAGACCAAAACCCGCUGAAACGAAACUAAGACAGAUUGACUCAAUAGACCCGUCACAACAAUUAAAAUCAAAGACUGCUGUUGUGCAACCAAGAAUGUCUUCGACAAACCAUACGCUGAACCCUGUCACCAAGGUGCAAACACCAACCACCCCAACUGCUUCAUCUAAUUUAUCAAAACAGAGAGAAAAUCGUCCAAUUUUACCCCAAACGUGUUCAGCAGUGCGGAUGCCUGCGAGCGCUAGCGAGAAGGUUCGUGGGCAUAGGGAAAUUUUGCCAUCGCUUGCGAGCGCUCGCUCUGCUGAACACGCCUCAGGAGUAGUGAAUAUUGAUAUGUCUAAAGUGUUACCAUCAGGAACUAGUUCUGUAGUUACAACUGUUGACCAGUCAACCGUUCCCCCCGCGCCGCCGCCUUUAGCGCCAUCUAAGGAUGGGAUGUGUAUAUUGCAGCUGAUGAACGGACAAAUGGUACUUCUUCCAAUAGAGACAGUCAAGCAACUGAGUGCCAAUGUUAGUUCUCCUGUUGUCCAAACAAGUGCCGCAGCCAAUGUUGUAAACGUACCCACAAUAUAUUCGCUUAAUCCGGGCACUGCCGACCCGUUCAUAUCCCCAAUGGUUCAGCCUGGGAUAACAUAUCUUGCUCCCACUGCUCCAAAUCUCGUAACUCCGACAAUAAUGCCCCAAGUCUGCAACUUCGCGCCAGGAAUUGUGGGACAACAAGGUACAACAAACCAAAUCGUAUUUAUGCCACAGACUAGCAUUCCAAAUACAACAUUAUUAUGUCAACAAAAUGGUAAGCAGGCAAAUAUUAUUUCCACUCCUAACGCUGUACCAUCGUCUAUUCAGUCACCAAAUAUAUUACCUCUUGCCCAGCAGCAAAUUUAUUCUGUUCUGCCCGCUCCAAACCCAGUUACACCAACUGUAAAUACCAAACCAAUCAGCAAUACGUCCUAUCUCCGGCUCGCUGACGGUCAGCUAGUCCCUAUUAUCAAUGAUUCUGCCAUCCUUGGCACCAACCAACCGUCCACAACAACAAUAAAGAGUGAAAAUGGCGGAGUGACCACCGUCUCGUUUUCUGCACAGUCCGGUCUACCUAUCACAAACAGUGUUCUAUCCACCAACGUUCCGCCGACAGUCAACCCUGUUCAGUAUGUUCAAACAGCCCCUCCUCCUCCUCCCAUUAAUGGCGCCGUUAUUUCCGGUUCUUCGCAAUUCCUUCAGUUUCCGAAUGGUUCCUUGGUCCCGAUCGUUAAUCAGAACGUUUCAAAAACUAAUAAUCGAACACCUGUCGUUUUACAAACGAAUGCAAAUGUUCCUGUUCAACAAACUCUGUCGGUCCAGAGAAAUCCAACACGCGAUGCCGUGAAUACCAGUGAUCUUGUGAAGAAACAAAUUCAGAACUCUAGGGUGCGGAUUAUUAGACCAGCGCAGACACAGGUGGCUCCACAAACCGUCAAGAUAGCGUCUAUUCAAGAUGCCGUGAAUGAAAACACAAACCAAAGUGGACCCAAGUUUCAAGAAUCUAUUUUUCAGAUAUUGAAUACCAAGACAGAUCUUUUUCAAAGUGAAGACGCGCCCAAAGAAACAACCUCAGGAUUGUUAAAGAAAUCAGUACCCCCUAUUCUUAAUUCCAACAAGACUAAUCACAAAAAUGAAACGUCCAAUUGCAUUGAUCCGAACAAGCCAGCUAGUGGUCCCAAUACUUCCCCACGUACUGCUAGAAAUAAGAACGUUGUUCCAUUUUAUGCUGUGGCGCCAAAACCCGACCCCCGUUUCCUUGAUCCCGACGUCAAACAUGUGUCUGCACCAACAAAGCAUGAUGGCGAACCGCGUCCACCAAAAACCGGCAGCAAAAGAAAGUCAGUGAACAUUGUGAGGGAGGAGUUUGACGCUCGCAAGAGGACGAAGGGCCGUGGGGCUCCGAAGCCCAGCGGAAGGACAUAUUUUACACAGGAAGUAAUAGAUGUGGAUGAGGAGGAUGAAAGGAAGAAAAUGGCGGGAAAAGAUGGCCAACCUCAGUAUAUGUUUAUGAGAAACGUUUCUAAGCCAGAAUUCCGACCUGUGUUGCUGGAUUCCACCAUUGAAGAAAAAGGUUUACGUAUACCCGACAGUAUGCUUAUUUGAAUGAAGAUAGGGUAAUAAUACCCCUGAUGUCCGUAUAUAUAAAAGUUCACAAUUCAAAAUGACGAUGGUCAUUAAGAAAUGGGUCUCUAGAUUAUGCAAAAGGUUUUGUGUAUACGUACAGAUUUUGAAUAUGUAGAUUACCAGCUACAUUCUUGAAAUGAUAUAGAGUUUUUGUGAAUAAGACUUUUUUUUUUAUUUGAUUCGCGUAACCACAGUUGUGAUUAUGUUUGUUCCGUUUCAUUGCGAGCAGUAAUGCAGUGUGUGCUAUUAGAUUAUUACUUCUGUUAAUUCUUGGUGUUUCCAAUUGAUGUGUUAGAUAUUUGAAUAAAACUCAAUGAACGAUGAAAAAA
This is a messenger RNA of Magallana angulata, 3183 nucleotides long. RefSeq lists its product as uncharacterized. Lineage: Eukaryota; Metazoa; Mollusca; Bivalvia; Ostreida; Ostreidae. The record is from RefSeq and is a predicted model, not a curated record. The coding region runs from base 110 to 2833 and encodes 907 amino acids. The transcript has 2 exons.